UAAUUUCUCACACUCCCAAAACCAAAGAGUUACUACAUUUUCAAUGGCCCACAAAUCCAAGAAUAUCAGAAUCAAUUAGUAGGCAAAGUUUGGAAUAAAUAGCAAUUGGCUGAAAGUUACAGUAAAUAUAUGAUGACUAUUUGCUUUCUCUAGACCCUUUAAAAAGCUAGCCAGCCUUGGUGACCAAAAAAAGACUCAUAAAUAAUGAAAUGGAGAGUGGUGGUAAUUUUAGCCUUGUGUCUUUAGUGAAAUGCUUCAAUGGGUGCAAAGAUCAAGCUCAAGUCUCUAGCUUUGGGACAAGGAUUUGGAAUUUUAGUGAUAAAUCAAUUGAAUUGCAAAUAAGGGUUGGUUCAAUCUUGAAGAAAGUUCAUACAUUGAAGCCAGGAUCAUCAAAGAGGUUAAAUUCCAAGAAAAUUUACAAGGCUUAUAUGCCUAGUAAUAAUUAUUAUAAAGGUGGAGUUAAGAGUUUACUUUAUUAUUAUGAUGAAUCUUGCCACCCUUAUAUUUGGAUUAAUGAUACUGGUUGUGAUUUUUCAAGAAUGGUGAAACAACAAUACAUAAGUCUUGAAGAUUUGAGGGAUUGUUCUGAGCUAAGGAUAUUUAGAGAUCAUCAAAGAGGUUGCAUUUCUGUUAGGAAGAAACCAAGAACAGAACUUUGUUGAUUUGGUGCGUUACCCUCGAAUGGGCCCUGGUGAAAAACAAAAAAAAGUGUUCUUUCUUUUUCUUAUUGCUUACUUAUUUUUCAUGAUUAAAGAGUUGUGAUUUGAAUGCUUUUUAAGUGCUUUGGUUGAUCUAUGUAUAUUUACUAAAAACUAAGACAUGUUAGAUUGUCAAGUGAUUUGUAUUUAUUUUUUGGCCUAAAAUUUGUUGUUUGUAUUUGUAAUUGUUGAUUAGCAUAUAUAUAGAAUGGAUUACUUGACAUGUAAUUGUUUUAUAGUCUAGUAAUACCAAUGUUUAUCUUUUGAUUUGUA
Molecule: messenger RNA, 971 nt
Organism: Solanum lycopersicum (tomato)
Lineage: Eukaryota; Viridiplantae; Streptophyta; Magnoliopsida; Solanales; Solanaceae
Source: RefSeq, a predicted model, not a curated record